Messenger RNA from Nelumbo nucifera (sacred lotus), 2203 nucleotides. The record is from RefSeq and is a predicted model, not a curated record. NCBI's taxonomy places the organism in Eukaryota, Viridiplantae, Streptophyta, Magnoliopsida, Proteales, Nelumbonaceae.
CUAAAACCAUAAGUAAUUAACACGCUGGCUCACUCUCAAGCCCUUACCGCCCGUCUGAUCGUCACCUACUCACUUCGCUUCUUUUUGUUAGUUUUCUAUGCAUUGUAAAUUCGUUAUCACUUUAUCUGUCUCUCACUGAAAAAAUCAUUUUGUUUGGUUCUCCAUUUAUUCUGCUGAAGGGAAACUUAAAAUUGAAGGUAGAUAACUCAGAGGGUAUUUGGUUGUGUUCCCAUUUCAAGUUAAGUUGCUGUCACAUCAGCACCGCAUAAAUGAUUCAGCUUCAAUGUUCAAAUUCAUGUUUGGUAUAGCAGGUUCAAUUGGGUUCAGUAAUACUUCCAAUAAUUAUUAAUAGUCUUUUCAAGUGAUCAGAGCUUAGCUUACACUUUCUUUGAUUGAAGUGACUUGAUUUUAUUUUUUCUGCUUCAUCAGUGUGGGAGUUAAUUAUACGGUGUGUGUAAUUGUGGUGAAAUCGUAAAUCAGAGAAUCAAGUUGGUUGGUGAAAAUGACUAUAACUGGAUAUGCUUCUGCUAUCAAUCCAAUUGGGAAAGCUAAUGGAACAAAUCUGUGGAAGUUGCAUUCAACUCGAGGUUAUAGAUUCUCUUCUAUUUUCACUUACAACAAUCCAUUAGCCUUUGGAAGGAGUGUUUUCAUGGGAUAUCAUUUGAGAAGGCCAAGGAAGCAUAUUGGCCCCUUGCAGGUUGUUUGCAUGGAUUAUCCAAGACCAGAACUUGAGAAUACUGUUAAUUUCUUAGAAGCUGCUUACUUAUCUUCAUCCUUUCGUACUUCUCCCCGUCCAAACAAACCAUUACAAGUUGUAAUUGUUGGUGCAGGUUUAGCAGGUCUAUCCACUGCCAAGUAUCUAGCAGAUGCAGGUCACAUGCCUAUAUUAUUGGAAGCAAGAGACGUUCUAGGUGGAAAGGUGGCUGCUUGGAAGGAUAAUGAUGGAGACUGGUAUGAAACUGGGCUACAUAUAUUUUUUGGAGCAUAUCCAAACAUGCAAAACUUGUUUGGAGAACUUGGUAUUAAUGAUCGGUUGCAAUGGAAGGAGCAUUCUAUGAUUUUUGCUAUGCCAAGCAAACCAGGGGAGUUCAGCCGAUUUGAUUUCCCUGAAGUUCUUCCUGCACCCUUAAACGGGAUCUGGGCCAUCUUAAAGAACAAUGAAAUGCUGACUUGGUCAGAGAAAGUACAGUUUGCCAUUGGACUUUUGCCUGCAAUGAUUGGCGGACAGGCUUAUGUUGAGGCUCAAGAUGGUCUAACUGUUAAAGAGUGGAUGAGAAAACAGGGUAUACCAGAUAGAGUGACUGAUGAGGUGUUUAUCGCAAUGUCUAAGGCACUAAACUUCAUAAAUCCAGAUGAGCUUUCAAUGCAAUGCAUUCUGAUUGCUUUGAAUCGGUUUCUUCAGGAAAAACAUGGUUCUAAGAUGGCAUUUUUAGAUGGCAACCCUCCAGAGAGACUCUGCAUGCCUAUUGUGGAUCAUAUCCAGUCACUGGGUGGUCAAGUUCAACUUAAUUCACGCAUACAAAAGAUCGAGCUGAACAAUGAUAAAACUGCUAAGUGUCUUAUUCUAGGUAAUGGGAAUAAAAUAGAAGGGGAUGCCUAUGUAUUUGCAACUCCAGUUGAUAUCCUGAAGCUUCUUAUACCUGAAGAUUGGAAAGAGCUCCCGUAUUUUAGGAGGUUGGCCAAAUUAGUUGGAGUUCCAGUUAUUAAUGUUCACAUAUGGUUUGAUAGGAAAUUGAAGAAUACAUAUGAUCAUCUACUUUUCAGCAGAAGUCCCCUUUUGAGUGUUUAUGCUGACAUGUCUGUAACAUGUAAGGAGUAUUAUGACCCAAAUAGAUCCAUGCUGGAAUUGGUUUUUGCACCUGCCAAGGACUGGAUCUCUUGCAGUGAUUCGGAAAUUAUUGAAGCUACCAUGAAGGAGCUUGAAAAACUCUUUCCAGAUGAAAUAUCUGCAGAUCAAAGCAAAGCCAAGAUUUUGAAGUAUCACGUUGUUAAAACACCACGGUCGGUUUAUAAAACAGUUCCUAAUUGUGAACCAUGCCGCCCCAUACAGAGAUCUCCUAUAGAAGGGUUCUAUCUGGCUGGUGACUACACAAAGCAGAAGUACUUGGCUUCAAUGGAAGGUGCUGUUUUGUCUGGGAAGCUCUGUGCACAGGCAAUUGUGCAGGUAACAGAAGCAGUGAUUUCAUAGCUUUCAUGUUUAUCC